UAAUUGGUUAGUAAUUUAUAAAAAUUCAUUGAUAAUGCCAGCUUCAAAUUCUAUAAGUGUUGCUGUUAUUUGUUCAAGUAAUAUGAACAGAAGUAUGGAAGCUCAUGCAUUUCUUAGUAAAAAGGGUUUCAAUGUCAAAUCUUUUGGUACUGGCGAUAAAGUUAAAUUACCCGGAAAUGCUCCAGAUCGUCCAAACAUUUAUGACUUUGGUACAACAUAUGAAGAUAUCUACAAUGAUUUGCUGACUAAAGACAAACAAUAUUAUACACAAAAUGGCCUUUUACACAUGUUAGAUCGUAAUCGUAGAAUUAAAUCUAAACCUGAAAGAUUUCAGUUGUCAAAAGAUAAAUUUGACAUUUUAAUAACGUGUGAAGAACGAGUGUAUGAUCAAGUAAUUGAAUGCAUGGAAUCAAGAUCACAAGAAGAUAAUCAAACUGCUCAUCUUAUUAAUAUUGAUAUUCAAGAUAAUCAUGAAGAAGCAACUGUAGGAUCAUUUCUUAUUUGUGAAUUGGUUUCAGUGCUAGCAAAUAGUGACGAUCUUGAUAAUGAUAUUGAUGAACUUCUUCAUGAGUUUGAAUCUAAAUUUGAUAAGUCAAUAUUACACACUGUAUUAUUUUAUUGAAAU
Ceratosolen solmsi marchali is the source of this 625-nucleotide messenger RNA. It is a transcript of the gene Ssu72, whose product is annotated as Ssu72 CTD phosphatase. Gene Ontology annotation, molecular function: phosphoprotein phosphatase activity. The record is from RefSeq and is a predicted model, not a curated record. Lineage: Eukaryota; Metazoa; Arthropoda; Insecta; Hymenoptera; Agaonidae. Gene Ontology annotation, biological process: mRNA processing. The transcript is spliced from 5 exons. Gene Ontology annotation, cellular component: nucleus. The coding region runs from base 35 to 622 and encodes 195 amino acids.